Daucus carota subsp. sativus is the source of this 702-nucleotide messenger RNA. RefSeq names its product protein CANDIDATE G-PROTEIN COUPLED RECEPTOR 7. The record is from RefSeq and is a predicted model, not a curated record. The transcript has a single exon. Lineage: Eukaryota; Viridiplantae; Streptophyta; Magnoliopsida; Apiales; Apiaceae. Gene Ontology annotation, biological process: transport. The coding region runs from base 1 to 702 and encodes 233 amino acids. Gene Ontology annotation, cellular component: Golgi apparatus; membrane.
AUGACCCUGCUCCUCUUCAUGAAAUUCCUAAACUUAAUCUUCGAGGCCGAAGACAAAUAUCAUGUAAAAACAACCGGAAAUCCCCGAGGCUGGGAGGCCUUAUUCUUCAUUUUCCGAACCCUCAGAGCUCUCCUCCUCUUCACCGUCAUAGUCCUCAUCGGGACCGGCUGGUCCUUCUUAAAGCCCUUCUUACAAGACAACGAGAAGCGCCUCCUCAUGCUCGGCAUUCCACUUCAAGCUCUCGUAAACAUCGCCUACAUAAUGGAAACCGAAGAAGGUCCCUCAGCCAAAAACUUCGGCUUCUGGUUCACGAUCUUCGUGUUCGUCGACAUCGCGUGUUGCUUCGUGAUUAUGGUCCCGGUGACUUGGUCGAUCAGGACGCUUCGCGAUACGUCGAAAAUGGAUGGAAGAGCAGCCACGAACCUGAAGAAGCUGAGGCUCUUUCGGGACUUCUACAUCGCUCUGGUGGUUUAUCUUUAUUUCACGAGAUAUAGUGCGAUUUUUUUGAGUGUGUAUUUGAAUUAUAAGGAUCAGUGGUGGUGCUCGAUGGUGACGGAGACGGCGACGCUGGGGUUUUAUACGACCAUGUUUUAUUUGUUUCAGCCGCAAGAGAGGAACCAGUAUUUUGCAUUGGCGUUUGAUGAUGAGGAAGAAGAGGCUGCGCUUAGUGCUAUUCAAAGUUCGGAAUUUUCGGAUUAUUGA